AUGAGCUGUUCCCCUGCCCUGCUCGCGGCGCUCCUGGCGGGCCUCGCGGCCGCCGCGUCCUCCCUGGAGGUGUUCGAUAACCAGCUGGGCGACAUCAGCUACUGCAAGAAGCAAUGCCAGCUCCUCGUCAAAAACAAAGGCCCCGCUAAAGACUCCAUAAUGAACGCCUGCUACCGCGGCUGUCGACUCUACUCCAUCUGCCAGUUUGUCAACGGCAACGCCGGCUUCAACACCAGCAAGGACGAGUGUCAGGGAGCGUGCCAGGAGGCUUAUGCCAAGCUUUUGGAACAGGACGCGUGCAACACCGGCUGCGCCAGCCAGCCGUCUGAACCCGAAAUCAAGAGGAGGAAGCUCAAAGCAAUGACCCUGCGCCCCAAGCCACCUUCUGUUAUGGAGGCCGUGUCCAGUUGGUGCAAUGACAUCGUCAGCUCUGCCCAGAGUUUCAUCUCCUCCACUUGGACUUUUUACCUGCAGGCUGAUGACGGCAAAGUUGUUGUUUUUCAGAGCCAACCGGAGAUGGAGUACUCUUUUCCCGAGCUGCAGGCUCCUCGCUCCGAUGUGGCUGACGGGCCCUGGCCUCAAGUGCACUCGCACACACAGAAGCCUCACGGUGUGAGGGGUCGUGGCGAGAAGUCGGGCUCCAAAACAGGAAGCAGAGGCAAGCAUCAGGUCCAGCAUGCUGAAGACAGUGCCGCCGCUGCCGAACAUGACUUCCUGGGCUGCAUGUCGAGGCGUUCGGGUCUGCCACGUUGGAUUUUGGCGGCGUGCCUCUUCCUCUCCAUUAUGGUCAUGUUGUGGCUCAGCUGUGCAAGCUUGGUCACAGCGCCAGACCAGCACAUCAAGACGCAGCUGAGCAUCAACGGUGACAAAGAGUUCCUCGACGACGUAGAGCCCAAGGUCAAUCCGUUCCAGCUGAGCCCUCUGCUGGCUGUGAGCAUCAAACGGGCGUCCGUCGACGGCGACCAGGAGGCCGGACCGCUACCAGUCAAGGUGGACCUUGACAAGACGCGUGUCUAG
Messenger RNA from Nerophis lumbriciformis (worm pipefish), 1017 nucleotides. Lineage: Eukaryota; Metazoa; Chordata; Actinopteri; Syngnathiformes; Syngnathidae. The record is from RefSeq and is a predicted model, not a curated record.